AUGAAGAAAGCAAAUGAUGAGUGGGAUGAAAGAAAGAAGAAACAACAUAAUUCCAAAAAAAUAUCUUCAAACUAUCCUUCAUCUAAUGAGGGGGAGUUGAAGCCCAAGGCUUCUGAAAAGAAGGACCAAAGGGACACAUCAAGUGCUUGUAGAAGACCAAAAAUCAGAGUUGAUGUUAGAAGUCCUCCAAAAGAUAGAAGAGAUAUUCUUGGCAAUUGGAUCCUUUUUCAAUCCAAACAAAAGCGAGAUGAGAGACAAAAGAAAGAGAGAAGUAACGGUAAGAAACUUGACAACUCAAGAGAGGAAAAAGGAGAGGAAGUGAUGAGUGAAGAGAGUGAGUUGUCAAGAACUAGAAAUGAGUGGACAGAAUCGAGUGAAGUGCGUUUGGGAGGUAAAAUAGAGGGUGAACAAGUGCACUUGAGAGAUGAGGAAAAAGAAGAGAUUAAAAGAAUUGAGUGCAUAAGUGUGAAAGAUUCUUGUUCAAGUUCUAACCAAUUAACUCAUUCUUUUUCUAGUGUUUGUGCUCCAAAUGUGCAGGUUAUUGAAGAAGAACCCAUUGAAGUGUUGGAACAACAAUUGAAGGAAGAAUCUAGCUUCAAAUGGGAUUUGAAAGGAGCAAAGGCUGAUGAUUCGUGGAAACAAUUCCAAGUAGAAGACAAAGUUGAGCUUGAUGAUCUCAUGUGGUAUGACCUUAUCGAUGAUCUAUUUGUAGAUACAAAAAAAACUGAACUUGUAACACAAUUUGUUGAAUCAAGGGUUUUAAGUGAAGAUAUAACUCAAAUUGAGAGUGAACCUAACGUUUUUUGUUGUUCUUCUCACGUGAGCAAUCUACCACAAUGUGGUGAAAGUGGGAAACGAGACAAGUUAAGUGAACAAAUCCAAGAAAAUUUAAGAGAGGAUGAAUCUUGUUCAUAUGCUAAUCAACUAACUCUUUCUUGUUUUAGUCUUUUAUCUCCUUUCAUGCCAAGAAUUGAGGAUGAACUUUGUGUAAAGGAUGAUGACAGCUCACUUGAAGAAGACAAUCUCAUGGGUCAAGGUUUUAAAGUGUGGGAUAACCCAUUGUGGGAUGAUACUAAACAUGAGUUUACUGUACAUUUUUGUCCACUUUGGGAUUCCAAUGAAGGAAGCAAAGGUGAUGAAGUUUCCAAUGAAGACAUUGAGACACAUGAAGCUUUUGGUGCCGUAGAUAUUGAGAAAGUUGAGCUAGGUGCAGAAUGUAGUAGCUCAAGUGUGGAAAAGGACAAGUGCUCACAUGUUUUCAACUUCACAAUAUCUUUAUCUUGUUUUCUAGAUCCUUAUUUGCAGGUUCAUUCCAAGCCACUUCACAAGAAAAUAACUUUUGAUCCAUAUCAUGACCAUGGUAUAUUGAAUGGUCAAUGUCAAGAUUCGAGGACGAAUCUUCUUUAAGAGGGGGAGAAUGAUAGCAACCAUGGAGGCUCAAAUGCAUUAAGGAGCAAAAAAGGUCACCACCAAGAUUCGGGACGAAUCUUCUAUAAGAGGGGGAGAAUGAUAGUAACCAAGGAAGCUUAAUUUUCGUUGAAGACUAAAAAAUAUCAAGAUGCUUUAAUGGGCUUCAUUUGGUAAUGACAUGUCUUGUAAUGGAGGAAUAGCUCCAGCCCAAAAGGAGAUCUUUUGGGAAAGUCUUAAUACUAAUUGGAGGCCCAAAUUGAAGACCAAGAUGAGUUGGAUUAUGGCCCAAAACAUGCCCAAAGAAGGAACAAGUUCAGCAGCCCAUACUUGUGUUUCUAGAAGAUCAUUUAAUGCUAUGUUGACUACAUUUAAUGUUUUUAUUGAACAAAGUGUUGGUGGUCUUCUAUGCACAUUGGAACAAAUGUUUGGUGG
Molecule: messenger RNA, 1842 nt
Organism: Lycium ferocissimum
Lineage: Eukaryota; Viridiplantae; Streptophyta; Magnoliopsida; Solanales; Solanaceae
Exons: 3
Coding region: 1-1407 (468 amino acids)
Source: RefSeq, a predicted model, not a curated record